Messenger RNA from Daucus carota subsp. sativus, 729 nucleotides. RefSeq names its product putative F-box protein At1g67623. The coding region runs from base 1 to 729 and encodes 242 amino acids. The transcript has 3 exons. The record is from RefSeq and is a predicted model, not a curated record. Lineage: Eukaryota; Viridiplantae; Streptophyta; Magnoliopsida; Apiales; Apiaceae.
AUGGGUGUAGAGAUUAAAGCUACAAAGAAGACGAAUUUCAAGAAAAUCAACCGCGAUAAAAACAUAUUGAACUCCAUUCCAACCGCUCUCAUCACAGAAAUUGUAGCUCGUGUAGCAGCAUGUUCGUCUGAUGACUUGUUCAACACCUCUCUAAGCUGCAAAACUCUGAAAAAAAUAGCGGAUGAUAAAUAUAUCAUUCAACAUGUUUCACUUGACAAAUUCUCCGUGAUUCCAUGGACAUCGAAAGAGGAGGCUAUCCUGGACCGCUGCGCCAGCUGUGAAAAUCCAGAAGCUCUGUACCGGCAUGGAAUUAUAAAGUACUUUGGAAUCAAGAAGGAUUUAAAAAACUCGGGCCUCAAAUAUCUGCUAAGGGCUGCAGAUUUACGGCAUCUUGGGGCAAUGUAUGUGAUUGGGAUUAUCAUGAUAGUAGCUGGAGGUGAAGGUAAACAAACGGGGAUAAAAAUCAUCUGCGACGCGAUGAAGAGAUUAAAGACAUCGAGAAAAGAAAUUAGAGAAAUUCGGGAGAAAUUUUCGAGCACAAUUGGUCGAAUGUGGGUGAAAAACACAACGGGGGUGGAACAGAUAAUUAGGCCAGUUUGUUGCAGAAUUCACCAACUUGCGAAGCCUGCAGGGUGGGAUGAGGACGAAGAUGUUGAUUUAGAAUGUGAAGCAUGUUGGUGUGAUCAACAAAUAUUCCGUCUGUGGGAUGUUAUACCUUAUUACAUCUAG